UUUGUGGCAGAGGCUACUCUGCUAAAGCGGGAGAGGGAUUAAAACAAACUGCGAAGAAGCCUGCAUUUCUUGCCAGCCCACCAAACUUUGUAGCAGAGACUCUGUGCUUUCGGCCGAGUUAAACGGGAGGAGAAACACACUAAAAAGAGUUCCUACCCAGCAUGGACGGAGGGCCAACAGAGGGUGUAGGGGUGGUGGAGGUCCCCGCCAAAGACUUCCCCUCCAUCCAGGCUGUCCACAGCCAGGAUGCCAUGGUUGCUGACCUCCUCCAACAAGCUGCACAGGCUGGGGGCGUGGUAGAGGGGCAAGCCGGAGUCGUCCUUGAACAAGGUCAUGGGGACGGAAUGGUUGCAGCCACACAGGCUCAACAGCAGCUAAUGGAAGCUGGGGUCGGGGUUGGUGUAGAGGGCGGAGCAGGGGUUGAAAUGAUGGUUAUGGACUCACUGGAUCCCACCCUGCUGCAGAUGAAGACAGAGGUAAUCGAUGCUGCAGUGGGGGGAUCAUCGGCGGCGGUGGGUGUGGUUGGAGGGGUAGCUGGUGCCUCUCACCAAGCAACUGUAACAACAGUGGACCAGACUCAGAUCAUCACACUACAGGUGGUAAACAUGGAGGAGCAGGCAGCUUUGGGUCUUGGGGAGCUCCAGCUGGUCCAGGUGCCUGUUUCUGCCACCACUGUGGAGGCCCUGCAGCAAGGCACCUUUGUGGACACCACUGCUAUGCCAAAGGACGGAGACCCAGUCAUCUGCCACACCCUGCCGCUGCCUGAGGGCUUUCAGGUAGUUAAGGUUGGUGCUAAUGGGGAGGUGGAGACAGUGGAGCAGGAAGAGGAGGGAGGAGAAGCCCACCCUGAAGAGGAGGAAGAUGAGGAGGUGGGGAACCAGAUGCUGGAGGAAGGGGAGGAUGAACCCAUCCAGCCUCCAAAUGAUGACCCAAACUGGGCUAAAGAUCCGGACUAUCAGCCUCCAUCUGGAGCCAUCAAGAAGACCAAAAAGGGUAAAAAGAGUCGUCUGCGUUACGCUGAGGGAGAUAAGGACAUGGACGUCAGUGUCUACGACUUUGAGGAAGAGCAGCAGGAGGGCCUUCUGUCUGAGGUCAACGCUGAGAAAGUGGUGGGCAACAUGAAACCACCCAAACCCACAAAGAUCAAGAAGAAAGGAGUUAAGAAGACGUUCCAGUGUGAACUGUGCAGCUACACCUGCCCCCGACGCUCCAACCUGGACAGACACAUGAAGAGCCACACGGACGAGAGACCUCACAAAUGUCACUUGUGUGGAAGAGCCUUCAGGACGGUCACCUUGCUACGAAACCAUCUCAACACACAUACCGGAACUCGUCCACACAAGUGCACAGACUGUGAUAUGGCUUUUGUGACGAGCGGAGAGCUGGUUCGCCAUCGUCGCUACAAACACACACACGAGAAACCUUUCAAAUGCUCCAUGUGUGACUACGCCAGUGUGGAGGUGAGCAAACUAAAGCGUCACAUUCGUUCCCACACCGGCGAGCGUCCAUUCCAGUGCAGUCUGUGCAGCUACGCCAGCAGAGACACAUACAAGCUGAAGAGACACAUGAGGACACACUCAGGAGAGAAACCUUAUGAGUGCUACAUCUGCCACGCCCGAUUUACCCAGAGUGGAACCAUGAAGAUGCACAUUCUGCAGAAACACACGGAGAACGUGGCCAAAUUCCACUGUCCACACUGUGAUACUGUGAUUGCACGCAAGAGUGACUUAGGCGUCCAUCUUCGUAAGCAGCACUCGUUUAUUGAGACCGGAAAGAAAUGUCGCUACUGCGACGCUGUUUUCCACGAGCGCUACGCCCUGAUCCAGCAUCAGAAGUCCCAUAAGAAUGAGAAGAGGUUCAAAUGCGACAUGUGUGACUACUGCUGCCGCCAGGAGCGCCACAUGGUAAUGCAUCGUCGAACCCACACCGGAGAGAAACCAUACGCCUGCAGCCAGUGUGAGAAGACCUUCAGACAGAAGCAGCUCCUGGACAUGCACUUCAAACGCUACCAUGACCCCAACUUCGUCCCCACCGCCUUCGUCUGCCCCAAGUGUAGCAAGACUUUCACUCGCAGGAACACCAUGGCACGCCACGCUGAGAACUGCAGUGGUGAGGUGGAGGAUGCCGAGAACGGAACUCCAACCCCAAAGAGAGGGAGAAGAGGAAGGAAGAGGAAGAUGAGGAGCAGGAGAGAUGAGGAUGACAGUGAGGAAGACCACAUUGAACCAGACGAGGAGGAGGAAGAGGAGGAGGGUGACGGUGAGGAUGAAUCAUCACUGCUACAGGAAGAGGAGGAGCCAGAAAGCAUGGAGCUGGACCAGGCCCCCGCCGCCAUCCCUGUACCAGCCCCUGACGAGCCACCGGUCAAAAGGAAACGGGGCCGACCCCCGAAGAAUGCCCCCAAGCCCCCUGCAUCUGGCAAAUCAGUCAGGGUGGCUGCCAAGACAACCGCUUCUGCUGCCGCCAUCAUUCAGGUGGAGGAUGAGAGCACUGGAGCGGUGGAGAACAUCAUAGUGAAGAAGGAGGAGGGCGACGCCUCUGCAGCAACACCUCUGGAGCAGGGGGUAGCCCUGACAGUGGAGGGGGUGGGGAUAGAUGGGGAAGGGGUGGAGACUGUUGAGCUGGCUGUGAAUGAGGAAACGGCAGCCGCCGCCAAUGGUGAUCUGACGCCAGAGAUGAUCCUCAGCAUGAUGGACCGGUGAACGCGACACACAGCCGCACACAUGUAGCCAGACUAUGUCUAAAAUUGGCAAAUACAAAUUCGCAUCUCCACAUCCUCGGCCUUCACCCCGCGCUCCAUCUGUGUGUGUGCUUUUAGCGGCAGCCAUUUUUUUCUCCUUUGGAGCUGCUGCAAAAAUGGUAAUGGCAAAAAACAGCCAUGCACAGAGAAAGCAAACUACAUGUAAAUACUUACACAGUAACACACACACACACACACACACAUCCAUGUAUGUCAGCCUGCACACUGAGGUUUAUGGCUCUCAUACACACACACACACACACACACCAGAUCCCCCUGCACACAUCUGCGUCAUCUCCCACGUCACUUACAGAUAUCGUCCAUGCUAAUGACUGCUCACUGCUCUUAAAUGCUUUUUUCAGUUUGAAUGUCCUCUGAAUGAAUCAUUGUGUAUUUUGCUACUCGUGUCUACCCAAAGCCACAUCCUGUGUCAGUCCCUGCCCACACGUUCGGCAGUUGAUGUUCAGCCGGAAACCAACUCCUCUCUAUGUUGCUCUGCCGCAAGGAGUCAUUGUUUGAUCUACCUUCUUUUUUUCACCUUGUUUUUCUGCUGUCCUGCCUGAGGUUCUUGCAACUAUGCUGAAUUUGCAAAUUUCCAAGCCUUUCAUUUGUGUAUAUAGAGAUAUAAAUGUAGUUUUUCCUAAUGAAGACGUAGUAUAUGGUACUUUAGUUUGCCUCUGAGAUAUCCCUCGCUCUCAGUCAUUAUGAUCUGUAUAUUUUUUUUCCGCCCCCUCAGAGUAUGACCUUCCUCCUUUGCCUGUGUAAGCACACAGUCCAGGUUGUGGUGUUCUUAGUUGGCUCUUCGUACACUGAGGCUUUUUAUAGUAGGAAGCUGACAGAGGAAUUCUUCUUUUUAAAGGAGUGAAUGGGCAGAUGAACAGAAGCCAGUGGUUUCUGUUCAGGUCUCCAGUCCAUCUGUUUGACAUCCACACUGCCAGCAGCCGACCGUGUUCUGAUGGAAACUAGCCCACGGUCAGCUCCUCAGCUGAACCUGCAGAGUUUGAGAUGAAGUUAUUUUUGGACCGUUCCCUGUUUUCUCCCACCUGUCACUGAUGCAAGAUAUUUAUCAUUCACGGCUGACGUUCCUCCUCCUCCUGUUAGACGGAGAACAUAGAGAGUUUGCCGUCACAUAAACUGAAAGAUCCCUGCUGGUUGGAGAGUUACAGAUAAUCCUGAUUGGUUAAACGUUUUACUGUAGAUGUGGUUUCGAACAUUCCAAAUGCUUUGGUUCAUAUGGAAUUAUGUCUAUGCAUUUCAGUCAUGUCACUUGAAGUAAUCCGCUGUUAGAGCCUGUCCGAUGAAUCAGUAAAAGAUCACUUAUAAAUGGCGUCAUCACAGAGUUUGUCCAGCAGAGGGCGCUCCGACUCCAUCGUUUCCAAUCCUCUGAGCACCAUCACAGCCGAGCAGGCAGUGUCUGCAUGGUAGGAUGCAAACUGGUUAGUGAAGUACAUCAAUACAUUGCUGGAAACUUAAUGAACAGCAACACACACACACACACAGUUACAGCGUCCGUCGGGCUCUGAUCAGCAGUAACUAACUCAGACGUUGUUGUUCAGCUUCUCUUUACUCUGAAUGUUUCACAGCCUCGUUCAUACUGUGUCUGGAACAGUUAUCAAAGAGCUCCACCCUCCCCUACAGUAAUCAGUGAUCGCCAGCCGUGGCAGGUGAUUUGCAUGUAAAUACAUAUUUUAAACUCUUUUGCUUUUUUGAUUUCUUGUGAACCUUUUUAAUGUUUUUUAAAAUAGCUGAUUUGGAGACGUGUUUCCGUUGGUGUGGUGAAACAUGUUGGUACCUGAGCCUGUAAAAAGGUGAUUUGCAACACGCAAACUCUCCGUCGUGUUUCCUCCCACAGAUGAAGCAUCUUAACCAACCAAACUCAAUUGAACUAAUCGGAAUCACGUUUUUUUUCUGUCUGUAUUUUGUUGCUCGUAGACAUUUUGUACCUGCUUUGAUACUGUUUUCAUCGCUGGCCGUUUUGCAGCGGCCACUGGGUUUUCUCUGCAGGUUGGUUGGUUCAGUUCAGUCGUACGAUAGAAGCUCUGUCUCGUUCUGUUCUCCUUUCACCUUCGGCCCAAACAUACGAGGCCAGUUUCAUCUAUGAAGGAACAAGAGGUUUUGAAGAUGUUCUGAAAGACAAAACUGUUUGUUUCCAAAAACCUACUGAAUGAAGUUCAGCUAGUAAAUUGUGUGUAAUAACGACAACAGAGAAUUCUUGUUCUUUUUUCUUUUUUUUGACAGGUUUUAAUACUGUUUUUAGAAGGAGGGCAGUUUUUUGGAAGCUGUGUAUUUUGUUUGCUGUACUAUGAUGUGAUUGGUUAAUCCAGAGGGCUAAUCCACACUGGUCUCCGCCUUGGACUGAGGCCCUGUCAGCCCAGCUCCUGCACUUCCACUAGCCCUGGGUGGUCCUUGUUUAUUUGCAGCUGGUACUAAGGGAUGUCCUAACCUUGGCCCAUGCCAGUCAGUCCAAACAUCAGAAUGAUCCCUGGUGUCUUUUGUUUUUCUUUUGUUUUUCACUAAAACACAGGAUUAAAAUCUCGUGUUGAUCGAGGUUAGAACAAAAAAAAGGAACCUUCAUCUCAGCAGAUCGUUU
This is a messenger RNA of Toxotes jaculatrix (banded archerfish), 5330 nucleotides long. RefSeq names its product CCCTC-binding factor (zinc finger protein) (gene ctcf). Gene Ontology annotation, molecular function: RNA polymerase II transcription regulatory region sequence-specific DNA binding; DNA-binding transcription factor activity, RNA polymerase II-specific. The transcript is spliced from 16 exons. The record is from RefSeq and is a predicted model, not a curated record. Gene Ontology annotation, biological process: regulation of transcription by RNA polymerase II. NCBI's taxonomy places the organism in Eukaryota, Metazoa, Chordata, Actinopteri, Toxotidae. Gene Ontology annotation, cellular component: nucleus. Bases 162 to 2702 code for a protein of 846 amino acids.